This is a messenger RNA of Andrographis paniculata, 857 nucleotides long. Its product is annotated as protein STAY-GREEN homolog, chloroplastic-like. NCBI's taxonomy places the organism in Eukaryota, Viridiplantae, Streptophyta, Magnoliopsida, Lamiales, Acanthaceae. The transcript has 3 exons. Bases 57 to 719 code for a protein of 220 amino acids. The record is from RefSeq and is a predicted model, not a curated record.
GUAAAGAAGAAGAAGAAGAAGAAGAAAGAGCAUAAUAAAAACUGAAAGAGAAAGAAAUGGCAGCAGCAGCAAGUUCAGUGGUUCCAUGGAAGCUUAAACCGACGUCGUUUCGAGAAGGGAAAGGGAAUAUUCAGACGAUUAGAAAGAAUAUUCCGACGACCACUGUGAUCGUCGUCCCUGUUGCGAGAUUAUUCGGAGCAGCAACAUUCGAAGAAUCGAAGCUGAGUGUAAUGUACUUAGGGUUGGAUGAAAAAAGGAAUCCUGGAAAGAUUCGAAUUCUCCCAAGAAUUUACACUUUGACACACUCUGAUCUCACAGCUAAGCUCACCCUCGCUAUUUCUCACACCAUUAAUAAUUCACAGUUACAAGGGUGGUACAAUCGAUUCCAAAGAGACGAAGUGGUAGCCGAGUGGAAGAAAAUAAAAGGAAAGAUGUCGCUACAUGUGCAUUGUCACAUAAGCGGCGGCCACUCUCUUUUGGACAUCUUCGCCAACAUCCGAUACUACAUUUUUUCGAAAGAACUUCCCGUUGUCCUAAAGGCCUUCAUCCAUGGAGACGGUAGCUUAUUCAACAACUACCCGAACCUUCAAGAAUCUCUCGUUUGGGUAUACUUCCAUUCGAACAUCCCAGAGUUUAACAAAGUCGAGUGUUGGGGCCCGCUAAAGGAGGCCAACGGGCCAAUCAAUAUGGCGAUGGAUGCGAUGGAUGGUUCUUUUUAGUGUCCUAUAGAAAGUUUGGAUCGUCGAUAGGACAACAUUUGCUAUUGCGAGUAUUGAUGUUGUGCUAGUAAUGUAGUAAUUUCAUAUGCCAGUAAAUUGUACUCCAUCCGUCUCGGGUUAGCUGACUUCUUUGGUUAA